AUGGCGAAAGUUCGACGUCAUUUUAAUACUAUAUGUAUAUGUGCUCGACAAACCCCCGCCCCUCCGCCGACUUCAGCCCUUAGUCCCAUACCCACCACAAAAACUACUCUUGAUGCCUCUCAAUCAGCAUCUCAGUCAUUAGCAAUUCAGUCAGCACUUGCAUCCUAUGCAUCCUCUCUCUCCGCAGCCUCCACUUCGGACAUUGCUGCUGGUUCCACUGGCUCCACGCUCGCCGGUCCUGGAGCUUCGGCCGCUGCCAAACCUGCCUCUGGCUCGGGAGCGGACACAAGCGUGAUGUGGAUAAACGUUGGAUUGGGAUUGGUAGUUAGUGGGAUUGGAUUACUAUGA
Messenger RNA from Sclerotinia sclerotiorum 1980 UF-70, 348 nucleotides. RefSeq lists its product with no specific name. Bases 1 to 348 code for a protein of 115 amino acids. The transcript has 2 exons. The record is from RefSeq and is a predicted model, not a curated record. NCBI's taxonomy places the organism in Eukaryota, Fungi, Ascomycota, Leotiomycetes, Helotiales, Sclerotiniaceae.